This is a messenger RNA of Oncorhynchus gorbuscha (pink salmon), 1786 nucleotides long. RefSeq names its product ubiquitin-conjugating enzyme E2 E1-like. Lineage: Eukaryota; Metazoa; Chordata; Actinopteri; Salmoniformes; Salmonidae. Gene Ontology annotation, biological process: protein polyubiquitination. Gene Ontology annotation, molecular function: ubiquitin conjugating enzyme activity. The transcript has 6 exons. The record is from RefSeq and is a predicted model, not a curated record. The coding region runs from base 160 to 732 and encodes 190 amino acids. Gene Ontology annotation, cellular component: nucleus.
UGCCCAGCUAGCUCUCAAUUUGACGUUGUCAUCGGGUGUACUCAACCGAGAGGGAAUCCAUUGCCCUGGAUAACUGUAGCUACGUCUGCUGCUGUACCCACACUUCCGCUCUGCAAGAGGCACGCGUCCAGGCAUUCACCGACACAAAGAAAGGUCGUUAUGUCGGAUGAGGAUUCGCGUGCCAGCGUUAGUUCUUCUUCCUCAAUUUAUCAGCAGUUAAAAAUAAACGCGCCUAAGAAACGAGCAGAAAGCAAAGCCAUCAUGAGCAAGACCUCCAAACUCCUCUCCACCAGCGCCAAAAGAAUUCAGAAGGAGUUGGCUGACAUUACUUUGGAUCCACCACCGAACUGCAGUGCGGGUCCAAAAGGAGACAACAUCUAUGAGUGGAGAUCCACCAUCCUGGGGCCACCAGGCUCUGUGUACGAGGGAGGGGUCUUCUUCCUAGAUAUCGCCUUUACACCAGACUACCCCUUCAAACCACCCAAGGUGACGUUCCGUACCAGGAUCUACCACUGUAACAUCAACAGUCAGGGUGUGAUCUGUCUGGACAUCCUGAAGGACAACUGGAGCCCCGCCCUCACCAUCUCCAAGGUGCUGCUGUCCAUCUGCUCCCUGCUCACUGACUGCAACCCUGCUGACCCUCUGGUAGGAAGCAUCGCCACCCAAUACACAACCAACAGACCAGAGCACGACAGGAUAGCCAAACAGUGGACCAAGAGAUACGCCACAUAGAUACACAGAACUGGGUCGUAUUCAUUAGGCACUACAUGGACUUGUCCAAUAACAAAAGUUAAUUUGUUUCCCAUAGCCAAACGUUUUCUGUUGCAUGCCCUAACAACUACGACCCUGGGCAACAUGAGAGGGGGAGGUUAGGGGGUGUCAGAGCUCCUUCUGGGAUGGAGUGGGGGGGAACAGGAAGGGUAGAGAAUAGGGGAGGAUAUUUAUCUUGGAAUUUAAUUCUUCAUCUCCUGAUAUUUUGUUUAUGGUAUUUAAGUUCUCCGACCCGUAUAUUAGCAUCUAUUUUGGCAAUAAUGCUUUUCAAUGUGUUUCCUUGAAGUUCUUUAAAAUUAUUUAAUUUUUAGCUAAGGAAAUGAAUUCUACAUGUUUGGUAUGUUUAUAUAAACCUGUCACACACAGCAUGGUUACCUGGUAGAAUUCCAAAUCUCAUUUCAGUGUGAAUUUUUCAGAUAUUAGUUACCAUUGGUGUAAGCCCUCUUGCAUGUCUAUCUGAAUCUAUAACAUAUAUGCUGAAACAUUCAUAUUGUAGCCUAUACAGCACAAUGUCUAGGUGGGAAAGUUGUGCUUCAUGUCUUGCUGAUUUCUUUAAAUAACAGUCCCUCCAUUUUAUUGUUAAAUUGAAAUACAUGCAUAUGUCAGAAAACAAUGGACAACAAUAAAAAAUAAGUAGCAGCACAAGAAUGUUAUUUGGCUAGGUCUCAUACACAAGACAUGUACAUUUUGGGAGGAAAGAGAAUUGGAACAUAGGUUCACUUCAAUUCCCUGAAUUGAAAGGAAAUGAGUGGUAUAAGAAACAUAGUGGAAACUCCUGCCCCAUGCCUCCCAUCCAAUGCUUUUAGAUUUGUAGUAGUGAACGAGUGUACACUUCAGGAGAAAGGAUAUAUUUGGAUGCACUACAGAAGUCACAUUCUCUUCACAACAAUUCAGACAUUUCAUACAAUUGUGUCCUACAUGUUAUCCCAUUCCUACCCACUAGGAAUUUAAGUUUAGUAAAGUGACAAAUAAAUUAAGUUAAUAAAAAAUUUCUCAAACAUGUACAAAGAAUAAA